ACAAGAACUCGGCUACUUUUGUUUGCACAGCUAUGCCUUUUGUCGUUUAUAGCUACUCGUCCAAUUUAUGCGAUUUGUUCACGAAUACGUCAAUAAUGAAUACUCAUGGUUGUUCAUAGCUACUUGUCCCGUUCAAACGAUUCGUUCACGAAUACGUUAACGAUGAUCGCUCGUGCUCGACAGACGAUGCCCAAAUGGAAGAAGCCUUUUCCCCCGACAAGAUUAGGCACCUCGCCACCACAGCACAGCCAAGUCCAUGCCCGUAGGCGUCCGAAGCAGUCCCGCCCAGAUGCCAGCUCAGCCCGUCAAUAGACUUUCCUGCCCAUUCAAGGUAAAGAGAAGAUCACCUCGUUAAAAAAGAUGCAAUAUAUAGGUUUCCACGAGCAAGAUUGCAGAGUGUGACUUUGGGGUCUUUUCAA
Messenger RNA from Colletotrichum phormii, 419 nucleotides. RefSeq lists its product as uncharacterized. The transcript has a single exon. The record is from RefSeq and is a predicted model, not a curated record. Lineage: Eukaryota; Fungi; Ascomycota; Sordariomycetes; Glomerellales; Glomerellaceae. The coding region runs from base 106 to 312 and encodes 68 amino acids.